GGUACUCGUGGUUCUUUCUUCGACCACUGACUUCAUCAUUCUCACUGAGUGACGGAUUAACUAAAGCGAAUCCAUGGGGGAUUGGCUUCUUUCUUAACCUUGUUUUAGCUCUUGCUUGGCAAACCCUUCGAACUUCUUCCACUCACUGGUUUUUAUUUCCUUGUGUUCCAUCCCUCUCUUCUCAGUCAACAAAGCAGAACCCGUCAAAACAGUCGCAUUUUAUUCAAAGGUCCCAACAAGACAUUUUGCCGGGGUGAGCGGAAUACUUACUCUUAACCCUGCGUGUCUGCCUGACGGCGACACGUUCUAGGGUUUUUGUCUUACUCCGCCAAAAUGUUCCGGAGACGAAGGAGGAGCGCGUCGCAUCAUCAGCAGCCCCUUUCGACAUCUAAUGCGCAAUCGGCCCAGUCUGCCGCCUCCCAUGCUUUCCUCAAGUCUCAACCGUCCUCAUCGAGUCUUUCAUCUGCCGCCGCUGCUGCUGCCUUACGGAGUCUCACACCCACUCCGACUCCAGUGGAAAAUGUCCAGACGAAGAGAAUGAUCCAGCGGCGCGCCUCUGUUGCCUCCCAGUCUAGUAUCGCCGGUAGUCUGCGCCCUUCUAGCCAAAAUACCCUUCGUCGAGCCAAUAGCUCAAGCUCUAUGAGCAAUCGGACCUUCCGGGAUCAAUCCCCUCGUCGUCCGGUUUCCAGCUCCGGACCAGUUCCCAUCGCCCCUCCCAUCCCUUCAAUCCCCCGGGAAUAUGCGACCCGGACGCCCCCAAAUCGGCGCUCAGUUAGUGUCGGGCCGUCCUUGCGACCAACGUCCCCUGUGAAGCGGCAGCCAUCGGGCCGAGGAGUAAGCGUCGACCCGGCUGCCAGAGGCUCUAUUAGCCAGCCACCAGCUCAUGGCCACGAAUUGGACCAGAUACCAGAGCUCCAGAGAGCUGGAAGUAGAAAUUCGAUCAACUUCUCCUACCCGAUGAACUCUCGGCCCAAUUCCCCGACCCUGGCUUCUGAGCCCCUAGACAGACGUGACACUUCCGCUUGUGCAUCCCUAGCUAGCCAAUUAUCAUCUCCUGAUUCCCCCAAGACCCAGAAAUCCUCUCUGCAGACUGCCAAUACUUCUGCGCGGAGGAAGACAAGGGGGGGUCUCUCGGGCAGUCCCGGGAGAAGUGUCCAGCCGGUAGACACUGCGAUCCUCGCAGCACAAGCAGCGAUCGUACCCCGAAGCGAGGAAGCGGCAUAUCAGCCAUCCCCUCCUCGCUUAGCUGCGCCCCGAGACCAGAAUACUAGAGACCUGGCAUAUAAAGCUCCUUCAGCUCGAGAGACUGGUGGUCGGUCAGUAUACGACCAGCCAGACCAGCACCAGCCUCAUGAUCCUCCUGCGUUCAGUCAGCAGCUUCCAGAAACAGACCAUAAACAGCCGCCACGUCCGGUUCUGAUGAAACGACCUUCGACUGUCCCUGAAGACUACCCGGGGGAGGAACAUGCAGAGGCAGACACUCCGGCGGAAGGGGUCGAGCAUGGGCCUGCCGAGCGUUCGUUGCCCGAGACCAGGUUGACAGUCCGGACGCCAACACCUGAAAAACUAAAGGACCCAUUACCGGGUUCUAUUGUCAGCUCACCAGAGUCUACUAGCUCGAUCGGUCCUGAACAGGAAUCUCGGCAGCUGCAAGCUCGCCCGCCGAGCAGCAGUCCGGGGAGAUCGACUCGCUUCUCCAGUCAGCUCUCGGUUAUGGGUCUUGUUGGCGAACAUCUGCACCAACCUCCUCCCCGGUCAGUGUCUCCCGCCAAAUCAGCUAUGAAGAAUCCGAGAAAAUGCUCACUGUCUCCUGAGGGAAGAACUGGGGUAGUGCUGCGGCCCGGCCCAGCUCUAAGCGAGCUCUCGGAUGGGACAUCUGUGGGAUCCGAUGAGGGUUCUAGACUUGGGUUCCGAAGAAAGCCUGUUAAGGUUAGCUUUGAUGACGAGGCGGAAAUUGUUGGGGUGGCUGCGAGCCCACCAACCUCCCUAGAAGAUAUCGGUUUUGAGUCGCCUCCUGUGAAGCCCAAGGGGAAGACAUGUUGGUUUGGAAUGGGUAAAAGGAAAUCUGCUACUGUGGGGUCGGAUGAAUUUGAUGAAGUAUUCAAGCCUCGACCUGAGCUCCCUUCGUUUGGGAGCAUACGAAAGGCGAGGGAUGGCGAGCAGCAAGAACCUGCCCGGCAAGAUAUAAGUGACAAUGAAUCGACGACUUCCUCAGAUCCUACUGUGUCUCCGAUUUCCUUCUCGAGUGACCAUGCCAUUGGAUCUAUCAUCUCAAACACACAGUCACGAGACGCCAAUCCACAUGCACAAUUAGAUCGAACAGUAUCACCUACACCUGCGGCGGCAGCUCAGAGUGGCGCACCAAUGGAGGGACUAGGCGAAAAUAGUUUUGUUUCAGAUCGAGGGCCGCAAACUGCACAGGAUGCUCAGUCAGCCUCGUUAAACUCACAUCAAGAGGCGAAGCUGGAGACAAGCGAAAACUUGGCAGUCCCUGGGAUUGCAGUUCAACUAGCUACCCCGGAAGGCGAAAGAGGGCGGUCGAGCCUUGACUGGUAUACCGUACCGGGAGGAUUUCCACGGUCAUCUUUGGAAGUUGAUCCCACAAUUCACGACUCUAUUAGGCGAAAAGGCAAGAAGCAAGCUCCAGGCGAUCCUGCGGUUGAUGCGACUCGGAGCAAUGUGAGCGAUGAGGACGAAUCCGGCGAGAGCAUCUACAGUGAUGCCGAGGAAGGACUUGAGGGAGAUGGUUUUGGUUCUAUCAAUGCUGUGGUUGAUGAGCCUACGUCCACCCAGCGCAAAGAUGCAGUGGAAAUCAAUGAGACCACGGAUAACAACAUACACAACAUUGAGCAAGUACCUACGAACUUGACUGACAUUCCGCAAACCUGUCAAAUUGCUCGCGUGGCAAAUUUAGUACAUACUAUAUCCCUCUCACCGGUUCCAGAAUCCCCAAACUCUUCACAUGAACGGCUUCCAUACUCGUCUCCGUACCCGCCGUUUCCCACGCGGUCCAACAGUAGGACGAAUGUGCGAGAUGCCCCCCGCUCCACUGGCCCUACGGGUACAGUAAGACGGUCUAAUUCAGUAAACGCUCCCAGCGGUCGCCCUGCGCGUGAAGCAACUAAUUCGGUUGUUCAUGGCCCGUUACAACCACAGUCUGGAAAUGUUUCCAAUCAACCGCGUCACAAGGUUGGCGAUGAACAGAUCAAGAAGCGACCCGCUUCGUGGGCCCCAAACUUGCUGAAAGGUAGUAUUGAUGACGAUGUAUAUGUUAAUUGGAACGGCUCCGAGCCUCAAAGGCCACUAUCACACGGUAGUGACUCAUCCAGCAGCUUCAAGAGAUCAAAUCGCCCCCGGACAGGAUCCCCACAUACGAUACGACGAACUCUACGCGGUCACUCAAACAGCCCAUUCCGGACUAAUUCCCCUCAAAGUACAAAAUUGGCACCUACCAAUAGCCGGCCUCUUUCAUCCGGCUCAAGUACUGGUGCUCUACGUGCUACUCUGCGAUCGAACGAUCCUCGACGUGAGAAACCUGCUUUCUUCUCUACCGGAAAAGUGCAGAAGGCCAGGAUUCCAAAGCCUUCGGGGGCAUUAUUCACGUCACGAUUCGCAGAGUCAGAUGAUGAGCAGGGUACAAAUCAAAAAAAAUGGCAAAGUCGGUUUGAAGAUUCGAGCGACGAUGAAGAACGCGUAGUGAAUAAUCUCCCUCCCGUUCGCGGCAUACCCCGACGUCAAGGCGCUCAUGAUGGUGACUCAACAGAAUUAGAGGAUAGCUCCGAUAAUGAACGACCUGGCUUAGUUUCUAGGGCUACAAAGACGAAAGAAAGUGACGUCAGAACUACUCGAAACCCUGCGCUUGCCGCUGUGGCUAAAUCUCGCGGGAUGUCCGAGGAAGAAAUGGAGGAGUUUCUCCGACAACCCAGUGGACGCAAAGGCAGUUUAUUCCAUCGUUUAAGCAUUAGGAAACCUAAAGCACCGUCGGAGCGUGGGACUUCCCGAUCUCGCUCAGAAGCUAGGAACGAUUCUCUAGAUCCUGAACAAGUGCGGGAGAACCCUUUGCUUGACGGUGCUCGGGGAAACACUGUCACCACGAUAACCACAAACAAUAUUAGGCCAUCCUCCUCUCCUAGGCGGCUCAGGAGGGGGAUCUCCAGAUCUUCGAAUGGCGAUAGUUGGCCCCUCCGCUCCGAUCGCAAGGAGGCGGACGCAGGUGCUCCGCUCUUGACUCUGCGUUCCUCUGAGCGACCCCGAACGGCAGAUGAAGCCUUUCGAAAUGGCAGCACGGCGUCGAACGCCGUAGAUGCUAGCACCAGGAAAGCCGAUCUAGGUGGUACCAAUGCCACAGAUGCCAUAGACGUGGAAUUCGCCUCCGGUCGAAAGAAGCGAUUCCCCCGACUCCGGAAGGCGUUUGGCCUACGAAACUAGACAUGGUCUGCUUUAGAGUAUGCAUUCUAUUCUUCUUACCAUAUCUAUGGAAUAUCUGCUUUAAUAUUUUCCUCGUUUAUUUAUUUAUAAUACAUUUGCCUGCUAUCUCUAUCUAGAGGGCUCCAGGUAGAAGGAGUUGGUGGAAUAAGGAAACAGAGACUAAUGAGAUACGGC
Molecule: messenger RNA, 4602 nt
Organism: Aspergillus caelatus
Lineage: Eukaryota; Fungi; Ascomycota; Eurotiomycetes; Eurotiales; Aspergillaceae
Exons: 2
Coding region: 334-4428 (1364 amino acids)
Source: RefSeq, a predicted model, not a curated record